AUGUCUUCCAUAUAUUAUGCCGAUCCGGCCGAGGCCGAGACCUUUGCGGCGUCGCUGCUGGUCAAUGGUGGAGGACUUCCGAAGGAUCAGGCGCAACUUAUGGCCAAGUGCUUGGUCCAGGCUGAUCUCCGUGGUGUGGACACUCACGGCUUAGCUCGCCUGCAACAGUACAUGGCCCGAGUUAAGGAUGGCCUUGUGAACGCUACUCCAAACUUAAAGGUCAUGGAGAAGACCCCAGUAGCUGCUCAUCUUGAUGGCGACAACGGUUUCGGCUUCAUCGUCGCUACCAAAGCUAUGGAAGAUGCCAUCCGACGAGCAGAGACUUACGGCAUUGGUAUUGUCACUGUUAAUCACUCGAACCACUUCGGUAUGGCGGCAACAUAUGUGCAACAAGCUCUAAAGAAAGACAUGAUUUCGCUCGUGUUCACGAACUCCGCAAAGCAGAUGCCCCCUUUCGGUGGCAAGGAGACUUUGCUAGGAAUCUCUCCUUUCGCUGCUGGCGCUCCAAGUGACAGCGAAGUACCAUUCAUUCUGGAUAUGGCUCCUUCGGUCGUGGCAAAGGGCAAGAUUCGCAAGGCUGCUCGCCGAGGCGAAUCAAUCCCAUUAGGCUGGGCGUAUGACAAAGAUGGCAAGCCCACCACCGAUGCUGAAGCCGCACUGAGCGGGAGCAUGGCACCUAUCGGUGGACCUAAAGGCUCUGGUAUCGCUAUUCUCAUGGACAUCAUGUCUGGUGUUCUUGGCGAUGCGGAAUUCGGUGGCCAAGUUGGUGACCAAUACAAGGAGGCGAGGCCACAGAAUGUGGGCCACAGCUUCAUUGCCAUCAAGCCGGGAGUUUUCAUGGAUGCGGCAAAUUUCCGGAAACGCAUGGACACGCUCGUACAGCGGGUGCAUGGCGUCACGCCGGCGGAAGGCUUUGACCGCGUUCUGUUCCCGGGAGAACCAGAGUGGAACCUUGAGAUGAAGAGGCGAAGAGAAGGUGUUCCUUUCACGGAUGCUGAAAAGGAGAUGUUCACGGAGCUGUCAGAGGCUUUUGGUGUUAAACCACUAAGACUGAGCACAGAUCCGCUGAGCUUAGAGCAUCAACAAUAA
Molecule: messenger RNA, 1089 nt
Organism: Didymosphaeria variabile
Lineage: Eukaryota; Fungi; Ascomycota; Dothideomycetes; Pleosporales; Didymosphaeriaceae
Exons: 3
Coding region: 1-1089 (362 amino acids)
Molecular function (GO): oxidoreductase activity
Source: RefSeq, a predicted model, not a curated record